AGGCCUGGCAGAACGAACGGAGGCUAAAUGGACAUAGACGGUUGGCAGAGCAUAAAUGACGGUUGGGAGGCCAGGCAGCUUACCGCAGACGAGGGCGAGGGCACGAGCAGUGGGGAGUGGGAAUGUGGCGAUGCCGGGAGGACGGCUGGGGGGACGUGGGGGACUAGCGAGGGAGUGCUUAGGGCGGUGGUGGUUGUGGAGGUGGUGGUUGUGGGAAGAAGGUAUUUGGUUGUUGUGUGGGAGGAGUUGUCGUGAUGUCGUGGAGCCGAAUGUCGUUGCUCGCAAAGGGAUGGUGUAAAUGUACCUCACGGAACAACUGCAUGGGGGAGCGUUUCAGUGCGCCACGGGACCUACAUGAGACAUCGUCUAUUGCUGCGCGAACGGGCAGGUGCGGGUUACGUCAACUGAUAGAACAGUACGCGCGGGAAGGUUACGUCAUUGGAACCACUUGGAACAUUCGAUGGGCCAUUCAGUGGGAACAUUCAUUCAGUGGAACCAACAUCUUCAUGCCCUGGAGGGCGAUAUGGGGACGCUAUUGGGACGAUACACCCCCUGAUACCACGAGCGUUGUCACAGGCCAGUGGCACCAUUCGGGGGUUACGAGGCCCAAUAAUAGCAAUAGAUACAGAAAUGUGUGUCUCGGGCGAGCAAAUGCGUCCCGCUGUAAAUACCGAUACAGAUCGGCCCGGAAGCACACCGGAAACGUCCACACUGGACAAUUAAUUAGCCGUGUUAGGAAGAACAAGCAUGCCCGAGCGUUAGAUAACCUGCCGGGGUCCGUAGAUAGCCAGCACUCGGACUGUUCUCCCCAGACACUUUUGUAGCAAAAUCUGGCACGCAGCAACCU
This is a messenger RNA of Suhomyces tanzawaensis NRRL Y-17324, 847 nucleotides long. RefSeq lists its product as uncharacterized. NCBI's taxonomy places the organism in Eukaryota, Fungi, Ascomycota, Pichiomycetes, Serinales, Debaryomycetaceae. Bases 270 to 824 code for a protein of 184 amino acids. The record is from RefSeq and is a predicted model, not a curated record. The transcript has a single exon.